Messenger RNA from Pelobates cultripes (western spadefoot toad), 570 nucleotides. The record is from the annotation of a GenBank genome assembly. NCBI's taxonomy places the organism in Eukaryota, Metazoa, Chordata, Amphibia, Anura, Pelobatidae.
AUGGAUGAUUACCUUGCUGGGCCGCGGGGCCUGUCGGACGCCAUUGACACGUCAAUUCCCGCCUCACCCGGCUCAAGCAUUGCUGGCUCAUCCCGUGGCACCAGUGAGCCGGCGGCCCUGUCCCAAAUCUCGCUAGAUAUAGCCGCUAUCUCUUCCAGCAUGCUCACCAGGCGAGAUAAAUCUGAAAUGGUGGCCAAGCUGCGGGCGGUGAUCAGGGAGGAGAUUGCCGCUGUGCGUGCGGAUCUCACUGCCCUGGAGCACCGCGUGGACGCCUUGGACGCUGAGCGCCUUCAGAACUCCCAUCGGCAGCAAGCUGCAGAACUGGCGACCACCAGGCAGGGGAACCUACUCCUAGAUCUAUGUCGUCAGGUCGAAGACCUCGACAAUAGAGGUAGGCGGAACAACAUUAGGAUCCGGGGUUACCGGAGGCUGAAGGGGAGCUGCCACACGAACUGCUCACCGGCUUGUUCUCGCACCUGCUGGGGGAGGCGGCACCAGAUGACUUCGGCAUUGAGAGGGCGCAUAGAGCUCUGCGGGCGCCCCGGCGUGAUGGGCUGCCGAGGGACUUGA